AUGCGGAUAUCUAUUUACGAUAGAGUAUUCACUUCGCAUACGCAUGAGGUGCGGGCGCUCACGACAGCUCAAACGUUUCACGACUGGUUUACAGUUCUGUCGCGGGCCGGUUAUGGCCUACCCGAUGACAGCGCUAUUACAUUCACCCAAGGUGAUCACCGUAGCGAUACUAUCAUUUCGUUCUGCAAACCAUAUCGUGUCCUGGCUAUCGUUGAUUGGGAAAAGUCUGGUUAG
This is a messenger RNA of Penicillium hordei, 234 nucleotides long. RefSeq names its product phosphotransferase enzyme family protein. The record is from RefSeq and is a predicted model, not a curated record. The transcript is spliced from 2 exons. Bases 1 to 234 code for a protein of 77 amino acids. Lineage: Eukaryota; Fungi; Ascomycota; Eurotiomycetes; Eurotiales; Aspergillaceae.